Sorex araneus (European shrew) is the source of this 1569-nucleotide messenger RNA. It is a transcript of the gene COQ2, whose product is annotated as coenzyme Q2, polyprenyltransferase. The record is from RefSeq and is a predicted model, not a curated record. Lineage: Eukaryota; Metazoa; Chordata; Mammalia; Eulipotyphla; Soricidae. Gene Ontology annotation, cellular component: mitochondrial inner membrane. Gene Ontology annotation, biological process: ubiquinone biosynthetic process. The transcript is spliced from 7 exons. The coding region runs from base 1 to 1080 and encodes 359 amino acids.
AUGCUGGGCGCGGGGCUCGCGCGGGGCCUGCGGGCGGCCGGGGCCGUGGGGCAGCCCCGCUGCUGGGGCCGCGCGGUGGUCGCGGCGCGCGGGGCGGGGGACGGCCGCGUUGGGGCCGCGCCGGGGCCACGUGGGCGCCCGCUGAGCCUGUCGGCCGCGGCCGUGGUGGAGGCGGCGCCGCGCCCGCUGCAGCCCUACCUGCGCCUCAUGCGGCUGGACAAGCCCAUCGGGACCUGGCUGCUGUACCUGCCGUGUACCUGGAGCAUUGCCCUGGCCGCGGAGCCCGGCUGCCUUCCCGACGGACACAUGCUGGCCCUCUUCGGCACGGGCGCCGUCCUGAUGCGUGGAGCCGGCUGCACCAUCAACGACAUGUGGGACCAGGACUUCGACAGGAAGGUCACCAGGACAGCAGGCCGUCCUCUCGCCGCUGGAGACAUUUCCACUCUUCAGUCCUUUGUCUUCCUCGGGGGGCAGCUCACCUUGGCCUUGGGUGUUCUCCUGUGUCUGAACUACUACAGCAUCGUGCUGGGAGCGGCGUCUCUGCUUCUCGUCGUCACCUACCCGCUGAUGAAAAGGGUCACCUACUGGCCCCAGCUCGCCUUGGGGCUGACCUUCAACUGGGGGGCGUUGCUGGGCUGGUCAGCUGUCAAGGGCUCCUGCGACCCCUCCGUCUGCCUGCCCCUUUAUUUCUCCGGAAUCAUGUGGACCCUGAUAUACGACACCAUCUAUGCCCACCAGGACAAGCGGGAUGACGCGCUGAUCGGCCUCAAGUCCACGGCGCUGCUGUUCCGGGACCGCACCAAGCAGUGGCUGGGGGGCUUCGGCGGGGCCAUGCUGGGGGCGCUGGGCCUGGUGGGCGUCAACAGCGGCCAGACCGCCCCCUACUACGCGGCGCUGGCGGCCGCCGGCGCCCAUCUGGCUCACCAGAUUUACACUCUAGACAUCCACAGACCCGAGGAUUGCUGGGGAAAAUUUGCCUCCAACCGAACAGUAGGAAUAAUCCUGUUUUCAGGGAUCGUCCUUGGGAAUUUGUGGAAAGAAAAGAAGACAAAUGAAACAGAGAAAAAUACCGAAAAUUAGCAAGUGGAAUUUUCCUAGGAAUUCUUAAACAGACUUUAUAAACCACUCUUGUUACCUGAGAGUUUGAUAAAUUAAAAUCAUUAGAUUUUAACAUGCAAUUUUUAUGAUAUGUUAAAAAUUGAGAAUCAGAUGAGAGAAAUUUAGAGCCUAUUUGCCCAUAUUUCGGUUAUGAUAUUUGUAGGAAAAGUAUUCCCCGCUGCUGAGAUCAGGAACUUGACGGUGACUUUCGAGAUGACCUUGAAUAUUUAAAUUGAUGCAUUCUGUUUAGUGUAAUUUUCAUUUACAGCUGCAGGAAUUGUAUGAAUUUACGCACUUGGAAGAUGAUAGAUGGAUGUAUGUCUCAUCGAAAUGAAUGUAGCGAACUGGACUUCCAUUAGAGAAAAGUGGAAACUGCUAAGAAAGUUGGAAUUUAUUCUUUAUGAUGGCGUUUUCUGUUUUUAUUUUUAUAUUUUAGGAACACUUAAAAUAAAUAAAUUUUUGCAUAUUGUA